This is a messenger RNA of Drosophila rhopaloa, 1221 nucleotides long. RefSeq names its product leucine-rich repeat-containing protein 56. The coding region runs from base 1 to 1221 and encodes 406 amino acids. Gene Ontology annotation, molecular function: protein binding. NCBI's taxonomy places the organism in Eukaryota, Metazoa, Arthropoda, Insecta, Diptera, Drosophilidae. The transcript has 3 exons. The record is from RefSeq and is a predicted model, not a curated record.
AUGCCACUGCUAGAGGCGCCUGCCGAGUAUCUGGAGUCCUCGCCGGAUCACUCCCUCCAGGCGGAGCUACCGCUCCUUUUGGCCCCUCCAGGUCCUGCGGCCUUGGCCCAGGUUCGGAUGCCUCCGCCUGAGGUACGACUCAACCAGCCGAAUCCCGCCCAGCAGCACCAGAGGACCCAGUUCAACCGUCGGCAACUGGCCCGCCGGAACUCCUUCGACCGGGAUGUGCCCAUUGCCGAGGAGGCGCAGCACCUUCCGGCCUUCGUGCACCUACUGCCCGUGGUCUUGCCCCAACAGGCCCCGGAACCGACCUUGGACGAGCUGCUGCGGCGAGUGACCCAGCGAACUGACCUCGAGGCGGUGGAGUCGGUGCGCCUGCGCGUGAUCUCCUACACGAUCAGCCUGUCCCGCCUGUCGCUCUUCCUGCCGCGUCUCCAAAGCCUCGACCUGAGUGGCAGUGUGCUCAGCUCGCUGCGGGACCUGGGCUACGGACUGCUCCAGCUGACCCGGCUGGACAUCAGCAAUUGCGGCCUGAACAGCUUCGAUGGCACCAGCGGGCUGCCGGCCAUCCGGGUGCUGAUCGCCGACGGAAACAUGAUCCAACGGGUGGACCCACUGGCCGAACUGGGCCACCUACGGGUUCUGAAGGCCAGGAACAACCGGAUCAGUGAACUGGGCCUGCUCUCCUUUCUGGGCAUGUGCCCGCAGCUUCAGGAGGUCGAGUUGCAGGGGAAUCCCGUGUGCCGGCUGCCUCUCUACCGCUCGCUUCUUGCGCGCAGUGUGCCCACAUUGCAGCUGCUGGACGGCCGGGUUUUGAACGCUCCAGCAGCUCCGGCGGAGAUGCCCGAGGACGGCCCGUCCCCGGGCUCCAGCGACAUGGAGUCCGGUUCAGAGGGGGUACCCCAACGUCCGGCCACCGCUCCCGCUCCCGCUCACGCUCCAGAGCCCGUUCAGAUCACCCUAAGUCCCGGCAUUCGGCGGCAAAUGUCGGUCAGUUCCGCCUCCACUCCGGUGGCCGGAUCCGUUUUGGGCCUGGUGCGCCAGCGCCGGAGGCGCAGUGGCCACGCCUGGGUGAGCUCCUCCUCCUCCUCCAGCGGAUCGUCGUCCGCCUCGUCGGCCAGGUCCACUCGGGCGCCUUCGAUGAGCUCCGGCUCCUCCAACAGCAGUCUCGACGUCCAGUCAUCCACUUAUGCCUUCAGCGCACAGUCAACGCUGGAAUAG